GAGCACCGUUUUGUCUCUAAAUGUCUCUUCUUACCCUUGAAAGGUCUACUUGCUUUCUUACUGAUUGUGGAAUCAUCAGCCACCAGACUAGCUCAUGAGGGCAUGGACAGUGGAGAACUUCAUCUGAGCGAUAUGGGAGGUGACCUCUUUAAAAGGGGCAUUAUGAAGAUGAGAAUUGGGAAACGAGGCUUCGAUUCGGGCUAUGAAGAUCUGGCAGACGAUUCGGAAUCGGCCUACGUCUACAUACCGGAGGGAGUGAUGCGAGCGGCCCUGAAACGCGCGGGCAUCCGACGCAUGCGCAUGGGAUGA
Messenger RNA from Hydatigera taeniaeformis, 309 nucleotides. Lineage: Eukaryota; Metazoa; Platyhelminthes; Cestoda; Cyclophyllidea; Taeniidae. The record is from the annotation of a GenBank genome assembly.